AUGAGAUCGUCCGCUCGUCCCCAGCCUCCGAUUCAGCGUCUUCCAGUCGAACUCUUGUCCUAUAUAUUUGUAUUAGGAACGCAUUCUCCUCCUAGUCAUCCUGCUUCCCUUGAGACACCACAGGAAGCACCCUUAUUCGAUGUCGACAGUGUUAAAACCCCCCUCGUCUUUACUGCUGUUAAUCGACAUUGGAGGACGGUCGCUUUGAAUACACCCGCGCUAUGGACAAGCCUUUGUAUCACCGUUGGGUCACUAGAAAGCACCGCGGACACUGAAGCUUCCAGUUCCCUCGUCCUCAACACUUCUCAUGUCACAUCCUACUUAUCCCUCUCUCGGAAUUAUCCCUUGGACAUCUUAAUUGAUGCUCGGGACAUGGAUUGGGAUUUUUGCGAGCCCGAGAUACCGAAUCUCUGUGAUUCUCUUGACUAUACUCCCCCUUUCUCAUCCCAGACAAUGCUAGCGGUGAUUUCUCUCCUCUUACCCCAUCUACCACGUUGGAGAUCCAUCGACAUUUUAACGGAUACUUGGGCGCCUAUGUAUGUGGCGCUCAACACCCUCAACGAGUCUCUUACCACUCGCGGUGCUCUGCUUCUGGAAUCUCUUACCCUUAUGCGCUGCAAUGACUUCAUUAGUCACUCGUCCCAUUUUCAGCCCCGUCAUAUGCGACACCCUCUAUUUUUAAAGCCGAGAGUGACGAGCGUAGUAUGCUCUCUUAUUCCCAGACUUCCCCGCCUACGCAACCUGACUCUUCGAGGGGUUCAUGUUUGUUGGUCGUCGUUACCCAGUCUUCUUCGCACAGGUUCAUCUUCCUCGCUUUCCUCGCUCGAGUUAUCUUCUCAUUGUCUAGAUGUUCGACCGUCCCUCGCUGAAUUUCGGACCAUCCUUUCAUCCUGUCCGAUGCUUCGGAAACUUGCUGUCAAUGGGUCAGGUUUUGCCUUGGAUCAGGCAAAGUCCAAAGUGGGACCUUCCGACGGAACACCAUCAACAGAGUGCGAGGGAACCAUACCUCUCUCCCACCUGCAGGAACUGAGCCUGGGAUAUCGAUCGACUCUUGAUGGCAGGAAAAUACUGGCUCUUUUCAGUGCGCCCAAUGUCCGGAAACUCACAUUAGAAGAUGCCUCUCAUCCCGGGGGACUCCAUGAGGCUGAUACGAAGAGUAUCCUCAGAUACAUUGCCACAGGAGACGUAGGAGAUGCAAGACAACGAAGUUAUUCACGCGAUGUUGCGGUCUUAUUUCCAGACGGGCUUCACCAAAAUGAAGGAGCACACUCGUGCAAGGGACCAACUUCAUCGUCAAGGUCCGAUUGUGUAGUCAACAUGAAUCACCAGCUACAAACGACCGCGACGCAACAGCCAUUUCCGAUGGUUGAUACUGUCACCUUGAAGGGAGUGAAGAUCGACGCAGAUUCGUUGAACACGUUUCUCGCUGCACUCGUAAAUCUGAGAUUCCUCGUUCUAAACAACGUCCCUUUCCCAAUGAACCUCUUUCACGGCACCCUACCCAUUGCUCCCCACCGCACACCGCUUGUUGACUCAAUACGUCCCAGGAUACUAGAGCCAACCGCAAAUAGUUUUUUACCAUCAUCCUUCGCCAUCUCUCCCAUGUUUACGAAUCCAUUUAAUCGCCCCGUCCUCUCCUCUGGUUCAAAGUUAUCACCUCCCCCGCUCUCGUGUCCCAAACUCGAGGAACUGUGUAUUCGGAACAGUCAUAUUUCCCCUUCAGAUCUCAAGUUCUUUGUCCAGAGUCUAGUCUCGGAAAGGGAACGAGGGGGAUGGCUCAAUUUAUAUCGCGUCGAAAUCCAACUUGACAGUGCCAGUGAGACGACGUUGGCCGACAUCUGGUCGUAUCUGAACGCGGAAAGCUCCCGUAGGAGACUGGACAGUCCGAUGGUCUUGGACCGUUAUCCAUCUGCUGUCGAAGGCAACUUUGCAAUCUUAAAGGUUCCGGUGAAAGCAUCUACCGGUAUUACCGCAGACGAGAUAGUAGUCAAAAUAGUCCAAACGCGACCUCUGAACUUGUGCUCGGAGGAGGAAGGUGAUUAUGGUGCAUCGGAUCCGCGCGAUGACGAGAGUGAUGGUUGUAUUGAUUGGGUGGAGCUGAGUGAUCCAGUAUCCGAAAGUUAA
Molecule: messenger RNA, 2124 nt
Organism: Marasmius oreades (fairy-ring Marasmius)
Lineage: Eukaryota; Fungi; Basidiomycota; Agaricomycetes; Agaricales; Marasmiaceae
Exons: 2
Coding region: 1-2124 (707 amino acids)
Source: RefSeq, a predicted model, not a curated record